Messenger RNA from Bubalus bubalis (water buffalo), 2829 nucleotides. RefSeq names its product aquaporin 1 (Colton blood group) (gene AQP1). The record is from RefSeq and is a predicted model, not a curated record. Gene Ontology annotation, molecular function: carbon dioxide transmembrane transporter activity; ammonium channel activity; glycerol transmembrane transporter activity. Bases 186 to 1001 code for a protein of 271 amino acids. Gene Ontology annotation, biological process: carbon dioxide transmembrane transport; renal water transport; hyperosmotic response. Gene Ontology annotation, cellular component: membrane. Lineage: Eukaryota; Metazoa; Chordata; Mammalia; Artiodactyla; Bovidae. The transcript has 4 exons.
CCAUCGCUGAGAGGAGGCCUGUGUGGUGUGGGGCGGGCCAGGAGCAAGGAGAGGCCUUCCUCCCUUUGUGCUCCCCCCUUCUCCUCCCCCCGGGGCCCUAUAAAUAGGCCCAGCCCGGGCUGUGGCUCAGUUCUCAGAGGGAGGCGAGCACCAGGCAGCGGUCUCAAGCCAAGCCCCCUGCCAGCAUGGCCAGCGAGUUCAAGAAGAAGCUCUUUUGGAGGGCGGUGGUGGCCGAGUUCCUGGCCAUGAUCCUCUUCAUCUUCAUCAGCAUCGGUUCAGCCCUGGGCUUCCACUACCCAAUAAAGAGCAACCAGACGACAGGUGCAGUCCAGGAUAACGUGAAGGUGUCACUGGCCUUUGGGUUGAGCAUCGCCACGCUGGCCCAGAGCGUGGGCCACAUCAGCGGUGCCCACCUCAACCCAGCCGUCACACUGGGGCUCCUGCUCAGCUGCCAGAUCAGUGUCCUCCGGGCCAUCAUGUACAUCAUUGCCCAGUGCGUGGGGGCCAUCGUUGCCACUGCCAUCCUCUCGGGCAUCACCUCCUCUCUGCCUGACAACUCGCUUGGCCUCAAUGCGCUGGCCCCUGGCGUGAACUCGGGCCAGGGCCUGGGCAUUGAAAUCAUCGGGACUCUACAGCUGGUGCUGUGCGUGCUGGCCACCACCGACCGGAGGCGCCGCGACCUCGGGGGCUCCGGGCCCCUGGCCAUUGGCUUCUCUGUGGCCCUGGGACACCUGCUGGCGAUAGACUACACCGGCUGCGGUAUUAACCCUGCCCGGUCCUUCGGCUCCUCGGUGAUCACGCACAAUUUCCAGGACCACUGGAUCUUCUGGGUGGGGCCGUUCAUCGGAGCAGCCCUGGCAGUGCUCAUCUAUGACUUCAUCUUGGCGCCACGCAGCAGUGACCUCACAGACCGCGUGAAGGUGUGGACCAGCGGUCAGGUGGAGGAGUAUGACCUGGAUGCUGACGACAUCAACUCCAGGGUGGAGAUGAAGCCCAAAUAAGGGGGCCAGGCCUGGGCAUCCACAUGGGGGGUGUGGGGGGCAGGGGCGGGCAGAGGGAGGGGAGGGCUGAAAUCUGUAUCAUAGACACUCUGACAAGCUGGCCAAAGUCACUUCCCGAAGAUCCACAGGGCCUGCGUGGCCAAGCCUGAUUUGGGACCGUUGCUAUCACCUUCUUUCUCUUUCUCCUUUUCUCGGCUUUGGGGAUCCCUGAGGACCAAGAUUUUCCAAUCACCCAUUCCCUUGAAGUCACAAAGGAGGUGAAAGAGAGGGACCCACCUUGCUAAGUUGUCCUUUCAGAGUGUGAUGGGAGGUAUGCCAGAAAGCCCCCUCCAUCCCCAAAUCGCUCACCAGCUCACCUGCCUCAGGUGCCUGGGGCUCCUCGGUGAUUGCUUUGUGCCUCCGGGCGUGGCCCUCUUUCCUGUAACAUGCACUUGCCCCAGGGAUGCUCUGAGGGGGAAGAGACCCCACCAAGUGCAGUGGUGGGUCAGGAGGCAGUCAGAGCCUGUCCUUGCAGCCUGGCUGGCUUCCAGGGCUGCUCCCCCAGCUCUGGAGGUGCUGUACAACCUUGGGAACGUCUCAGUCUUGGGGACUCAGUGACUCCAUCUGUAAAGUGGCAGGGGUAGGGAGAGCUACGUGGGCCCGAGACCCCUCUCCAGGAUUCUGUAAGUGUAGACACACUGCACAUUCUGGAAGACCUAGUCUGGCCCAGCGCUGCUUCUUCCACUUGCCCAGUAUAUAGUUGUAACCUACACAUCUAUGUGAACACAUGUACAUAGGCACACAUAUUCCAAAACAAAGAGCAAUAGGUCAGCCAGCCGUUGGAAGUUCCCGUUCCUAGGGGAGCAGGGCUGAGAGUGGACAGUCUGCUGUUGCAGAAUGAAGAUCAUCUGAGGGAGGGGGAGGAAUGUCCACGUUCCUUCACUGAGUUGUAGUUUAUCUUUUCCACCUAUCACUGCAUCACCCUCGUCGUCAUUUGGUUCUUCAGUUUCUCUUGCCAGUGCAGACACAGGUCAACAUUAUGUAGGGGUGUGUUGACUGAAAGACCCUUGGCCAUCUGAAGGUCAGCCUCUGGAGACAGAUGUCCUUGCUGGACCCUCAGCGAGGGUUCUGAGCCCCAAGCUGAUCCCGAGGUGGGAGGAGAAGCAGAUUCCUCCCUUAUUCCAGAGGUUCUGGUUGGAGGCACUGGGGGGAAGUUGGGUGACCUGCACAGGCUUCCUAGGCCAUAGGCUUCCCUCUUCAUUUAUUUGGAGGGGAGAAUUGGUCUUGACCGAAUGAAGUAGCUAUGGCUGCAGCCCAAGGAUAAAUCUGAGCACAGUCUGUUAGUGGGGGCAGCUAUCUACACAUUCCAUACAAUUCCACCAUGGCCAGAGUAGGUCCCCCCACGCCCCACAGCCACACAAACACUGAGAGAUACAAUACAUAGGGAUCUGAAAGCAGCAGGACGACCAGGAGGCCCUUUAUGGUCACAACGCAUCAUGACAUCCAUGCACUCUCUCCUCCAUUUCGCUUCUAGUCCAUUUAACAGAGAAAGAAACAGGCCCAGGACCUGGAGCAAGAUGAUGAUUUGGCCAGGCCUAGCAGCCAGGGCCAUGUCCCUGGACUGUGAGACUGGACCCUCUUAGACCCAGAUCCUGCAUUUCUGCUUGGGUAAUGGCCAGGUGCCAGGAAGGGUGAGGGGACUCUUGGAGGGGAGAGGGGGGCACUCCAUCUUGUCCUGUUCUGGCUGCUGCACACAGGACCCUGCAUCUGUCUGCUUUGCAUAUAUGUCUCUUUGGAAUUGGAAUUUCAUUAUAUGUUAAGAAAAUAAACAUAAUAUAGGUCAUCCAGA